This is a messenger RNA of Rotaria socialis, 1047 nucleotides long. The record is from the annotation of a GenBank genome assembly. Lineage: Eukaryota; Metazoa; Rotifera; Eurotatoria; Philodinida; Philodinidae.
AUGACACGUAAAGAAAGAGAAGCACUAGCGAAACGUGUUUGCAAUUUCUACGAAGAUGCAGCAAGUAGAAGCGUAAAAACAACUGUUAGUUUCUUCAAAAAGCAAAACAUACCAGAGAGAACUAUUCGAUAUAUAUUAAAGAAGUAUCUGGUAUAUGGAACAACUCAUUUUUUACCAAGAAAUGGUCGUCCACAUAAACUAUCAGACAAAAAAGUGGAUGCUAUAGUGAAAAGUAUCAACAAUAAAACAGGUGUCAGUCAAUGUGAAAUCGCGAGACAUUACAAAGUUCAUCAUUCAACAAUAUGUCGUACGUUAAAAAGAAGAACAUCAGUAAUUAUCAGAAAACGUAAAAAGGCGCCAAAGAUGAACAAUUAUGAUCAAGAAAAAAGGGCUCAAGUUAAUUGUGGUAAAUUGUACAGACUGAUUUUGAAUGGUUGUGACAUCAUAAUGGAUGACGAAAAAUAUUUUGGUUUAAGUGGUGAUAAUGUGCAAUAUAAUCAACGUUACUAUACAACUAAUCCAUUGACAACUCCAACUGAUGUGAAAUACAAAAAGAAGAAGAAAUACUCACCGAAACUUUUGGUUUGGAUGGCAAUAUCAUCAAAGGGUGUGCCUAAUAUUUAUGUGCAUAAAAGCGUACAAGCGAUAGGCGAAAAAAUUUAUUUAAAUGAAUGUAUCAAUAAAAGGUUGUUACCGUUUAUUGAAAAACAUCAUAAGAAUGAUAAUUAUGUCUUUUGGCCCGAUAAAGCAAGUGCACACUAUGCUACUUCUGUACUCAAUCGUUUGAAAGAAAAAAAUGUACCAAUUGUACAUAAAUUGGAUAAUCCACCAAAUGUUCCACAAGCACGUCCAAUUGAAACAGUUUGGAGUCUUUUGGAACAGAAAGUAUAUGAACACAAUUGGCAAGCAAAACGUAUCGAUUCAUUAGCUCGUCGAAUACGAAAAAAAUCUAAAGAACUCGAACAAAAUACGUUGCAAACUAUGAUCGGACAUGUUCGAAAGAAGUUACGCUCUAUGUGGCGAAAUGGUUUAUAUUCCAUUUUUUGA